AUGCUCACCGCACGCUCCGUCCUCCGCCCCACGGCAAUGCAGCGCGCGCUGCGCUGCCGCCGCUUCGCGUCGCUCGCGGGCGCGAUCGACUCGUUCUCGAACGUGCUGGACGGCGCGCUGGACACCACGUCGCCGCAGUUCCACGAGUCGCGCGCGCACAUGGCCCAGCUCACCGCCGAGCUGCGUGCGCGCGUCGCGGAGGCCCGUCAGGGCGGCGGGGCGACAGCGCGCGCGCGCCACGAAGCGCGCCACAAGAUGUUUGUGCGCGACCGCAUUGACUCGCUCUUGGACCCGGGGUCGCCGUUCCUCGAGCUGUCGCCGCUGGCGGCCUGCGACAUGUACGACAACGCCGUCCCGAGCGCGGGGAUCGUCACGGGCAUUGGCCGCAUCGGCGGCCUCGAGUGUAUGGUCGUGGGCAACGACGCGACGGUCAAAGGCGGCACCUACUUCCCGCUCACGGUCAAGAAGCACCUGCGCGCGCAGGAGAUCGCGCUGGCGAACCGCCUGCCGUGUCUCUACCUCGUCGACUCGGGCGGGGCGUUCCUGCCGCGGCAGGACGACAUCUUUCCCGACCGCGACCACUUUGGACGCGUGUUUUACAACCAGGCGACCAUGUCGGCCGCCGGGAUCCCGCAGCUCGCGGUCGUCAUGGGCAGCUGCACGGCCGGCGGCGCCUACGUGCCGGCCAUGUCGGACGAGAGCGUCAUUGUCAAAGGCAGCGGCACGGUGUUUCUCGGCGGCCCGCCGCUCGUCAAGGCGGCCACGGGCGAAGUGAUUACGCCCGAGGCACUGGGCGGCGCUGACGUGCACUGCCGCACGUCGGGCGUGACGGACCACUUUGCGAACAACGACGCGCACGCGCUGGCGAUCACGCGCCGGAUCGUGAGCCACUUGUACUACAAGCGCCACCACCAGUCGUCGUCGUCAUCGUCGAAGAGCGCGCAGACGACGCCGAGCGACGAGCCGCUGUACUCGCCGGACGAACUGGGCGGCGUCAUUCCCGUGGACGCGCGCAAGCCGUUUGACGUGCGGAAAGUGAUUGCGCGCAUCGUGGACGGCAGUCGCUUCGACGAGUUCAAAAAGGAGUACGGCACGACGAUCGUCACGGGCUUUGCCCGUCUCUACGGCCACCCCGUGGGCAUCAUCGCCAACAAUGGCAUUCUCUUCUCCGAGUCGUCGGUGAAAGCCGCGCACUUUAUUGAGCUGUGCUGCCAGCGGCAGAUCCCACUGCUCUUUCUGCAAAACAUCACGGGCUUUAUGGUGGGCAAGAAGGCCGAGCACGGCGGCAUCGCAAAGGACGGAGCCAAGAUGGUCAUGGCCGUCGCGAACGCCAAAGUGCCCAAGAUCACGUGCAUCAUUGGCGGCUCUUACGGCGCAGGUAACUAUGGCAUGUGCGGUCGCGCGUUCUCGCCCCGCUUUUUGUACAUGUGGCCAAACGCGCGCAUUUCGGUCAUGGGGGGCGAACAGGCGGCGGGAGUGCUCGCGCAAGUGCAGCGGGACAACUACGAGCGUCGCAACGAGACGUGGUCGGCCGAAGAGGAGGCAGCGUUCAAGCAGCCGAUCCUGGACAAGUACGAGGUCGAGAGCUCGGCGUAUUACUCCACUGCGCGUCUCUGGGACGACGGCAUCAUCGACCCGAAAGACACGCGCAAGGUACUGGGACUGAGCCUCAGCGCUGCGCUGAACGAAGAGCCGCAGGAAACAAAGUUUGGUGUCUUCCGAAUGUGA
This is a messenger RNA of Hyaloperonospora brassicae, 1728 nucleotides long. NCBI's taxonomy places the organism in Eukaryota, Oomycota, Peronosporomycetes, Peronosporales, Peronosporaceae. The record is from the annotation of a GenBank genome assembly.